AUGGCUAAUCUGACUCCCUCCUCCACCCCUUCGACCCUGUCGCACAGUCUCCCUUCCGCUCCGUUCGCGAGCAGAUUGAGCGAGCAGUUGUCACGAAGCAAAGAGCAUCGUGAACCGUCCAGCGAUACGGAUUCUACAAGAGACAAGGCGAGCAGCCUCGAAGCACCAGUACGGCCGUCAUCCAAGUCCCGCUCGCUAUCCGAUGCCCCAAAACCCGUCUCCGUUUCCCCGACCCUCGCAGCAGAGACUCGCCCUUCCAGCAAAGAUGACAAUUCCAUCAACUCAACUCCCGCAACUCCACAACGGUCAUCUGUGCACUCUUCAGGCCUUUUUCUGAAUCUACCCUCCAAGCUAGCCGCAGCCGCCCCGAUACCUAACCGCGCCCCGCUCUCCCCGAAGCUCGACUCCUCUCACAUCUACGGCUCCCCCGGCUCAGUUCUCCCUCGGCGGUCGCGCGGUCUUGACUUCUCCCGCGCAUGCACGAAUCUACAUCACUCUAUACUCGCGGAAUCCUCACCCGACUCCUCACCGACGGUGGGUGGCCGAGGAGUCACCAUUCCGCAGCGUCGCGGCUCGCCGGGCGCAACCUGUAUGGGUCCAUUCUCGACAUCCGGGCCGGCGGACCGGACGACGAUAUCUUCUUCGGUCUCCAGUGUGAACAUGAUGGAGUCGGAUACGAGUAGCAGUGAGGAGGACGAUGAGCCGAUGCUGGGCGACAGGGACGACAUCAUGAUAGCGAGUACCCCUCAAGCGAGCAGGAUGAUCGGCGGGCCGAGUCCGUUUGCUUCGGGCAACGUACCCAGCCCCGGUAGUGACUGGAUGGGGGGGUAUUCGCAGGCUGCUGCAAGUCUGCUGAGUUUUCAACGGGCUCGGUUCCGCAAGGGGCGGAGCAGACAUAGCUCCAGCAGCGCCAGUGCGAACAGCUCGAAGUUGAGCCCCGGUCCACUUUCGCCGCCGGUGAUGAAAAGUAUUGAGAAUUCGAGCGGCGGCUAUUUUGCUACAAAACAGGGGUUUGGUCCGCGGCGCGAGAGUCUCAGCCUGGGGACUCGCGACCUGCGCUUGUCGGAUCUGAGUGAUGAGGGUGAAAGUCGGGGCCAGAGCUCGACUGGUGGAUCAACCUCUGAAGGCGGGCCUUUGGGAGUGAUCCGGCGUGCUGUGACGCGGCGUAGCAGCUUAUUACCUAAAACAAAGACAUUUGCGCGAAUCCGGGCUGCUCUACUCGAGGAAUCUGCUCCCCUAGAUAGUGAUGCGAAGCGUGAAGCAGAAGUCAUUCGACAGGUCCGCGAAAGUGAACCGGAAGUUCCGCAGACAUCGCCGAGUCUGAACCCUAUGCCCUCAACGACUUCUUCAAUACCCGGAGAGAGUCUGGACGAGGGUUCGAUCAAGUCAGGGGCAUUGUUUUCCGACGAGCCCAAAUUCAGCGAACAGGCCCAUCGCAAUUCUGCCGGUGCUGACUUUUGGAACUCCUUCGACGAACGUUAUCGCACACCGCCGCCCUCCAUGCGCCCGUUAGGUCCCCCCUCCAUCUCAGAAGACGAUGUGAUCAUGGACAUGACUCCUUCCACUACACUCGGCUCCAACACCGCCGAGUUUGCCAAACCAUAUGACCGUCCCGGGUCCCGAAGCUCCACGCCCCAUACUAGCAUUGCUGCCAUGAGCGAGAUCAACCGGAAACGUCGUCGGGAUGAUGAUUUUGAUCCGAACCUUUUCAAGCGAAGAGCCGUGUCUCCAAGCAUGAGUGUUCAGAGCAGUCCGAUUAUGCCCAAUUCUCCAGCCGUCAAGGAUACCGGCCAUAACAUCUGGGGUCCGCCGCCCAAGUCUAACCUGGGGGCGCUGUUCCCGGACCGACCCAGCACGGAGAUUCCUAUCCGGAAUACUCCGAACACUCCUCAUGCUGGCCCCCUGAAGCGGGUUGGCUUACAGGGAAUGACUGAGACCAAUGACGGUUUUAUGAAUAUGAGCAUUGAGUAA
Messenger RNA from Aspergillus clavatus NRRL 1, 1971 nucleotides. RefSeq lists its product as uncharacterized. Gene Ontology annotation, cellular component: site of double-strand break. The coding region runs from base 1 to 1971 and encodes 656 amino acids. NCBI's taxonomy places the organism in Eukaryota, Fungi, Ascomycota, Eurotiomycetes, Eurotiales, Aspergillaceae. The record is from RefSeq and is a predicted model, not a curated record. The transcript is spliced from 2 exons.